GCUCGCUGUCGCUGCCGGGCUUUUCAAAAGGACGACGAGGAGAUGAGAGGAAGAGUGGCGUUCUAGCGUUCAGCAUUCACCGGCCGGUGCUCUACUCGCAGCAAGCGAACUCCUCCAAGAAAGCCAGCAGCGCGCGUCGUCAAAGUCUCCGGCGUGCUAUCCAACCGUCGAGGAGUCCAGUGAAGCAUGGCGGCCGCGGCGAGAGCAAUCGUCUGCGAGGCGGUGGCGCCGCCACCCCCGUCGCAGCAGCCGAGGCGGGAGGGCGGCGGCAAGAUCGUGCUCCAGCCCCGCCUCUGCACGCUCCGGUCGUACGGUGCCGGCUCCGGCGGCAGCGACGCCGUGACGCGCAAGCGGCUGCCCGGGGAGGCGGUGGAGGGCGGCAUCGGGGACAUGGGCCGGGGCGCGCCCUUCUUCGCGUCGCUGGCCGACUACAUCGAGAGCUCCCGCAAGAGCCAGGACUUCGAGACCAUCUCCGGCCGCCUCGCCAUGGUUGCGUUCGCGGCGGCGGUGGCGGUGGAGGCGACGACGGGGGACUCGCUGUUCAAGAAGCUGGACACGGUGCAGAUCGAGGAGGCCACGGGCGCGUGCCUGGUCGUGGUGGCCUCUGCCGCCACGUUCGCGUGGGCGUCCAGCGCGCGCGGCAGGAUCGGGCAGGUGCUCACCAUCGGAUGCAACUCCUUCGUCGACUCGCUCAUCGACAACGUCGUCGACGCGCUCUUCGCCGAAGGCCAGCUGCAGGACUGGUCCGACGACGUCUGAAUUCCAGUGCACACAUCACAUGUACCGUGUACACGUGUAGAUACGACUACUAAGAAAUGCGUAUGAUGGAGUAGUAUUGUAGGAUUACUUAAUACCUAGAGAUCAUAGCGUUGUUAAGACAAAACUAUGCAUUCCACGAGUUCUACGGCUGCACGGAAGCAGGGCAGGGAAGUGUUCCUGUAUUUCUUCAGAGAUCGAUGCCAUGGCACGGUACCAGACAUCUCCUCUUCCGCUGAGGGUUCUAUUUCUGAAUGACACGAAGGUACAUGCUUGUGUAGCCGGGCCGUUCUACCAGACUAUCAGUUGUAUAGAUCUCGCGAUCUCUGCAACGUUAUGGUGUGUACUGGGGUGGAGCACUCCCUUAAGUUAACUGUAAUACUGUACCCUUGGCAUCUAGAGCUACUGAUACUGUGAACUACUAGAGACAACCAUGUACUCUACUCUCUCAGGAAUGAAAUAUGUCAUCUUCGGAGUAUUCUAGAAA
Lolium perenne is the source of this 1243-nucleotide messenger RNA. Its product is annotated as stress enhanced protein 2, chloroplastic. Gene Ontology annotation, biological process: cellular response to high light intensity. Lineage: Eukaryota; Viridiplantae; Streptophyta; Magnoliopsida; Poales; Poaceae. The record is from RefSeq and is a predicted model, not a curated record.